Molecule: messenger RNA, 4438 nt
Organism: Sphaerodactylus townsendi
Lineage: Eukaryota; Metazoa; Chordata; Lepidosauria; Squamata; Sphaerodactylidae
Gene: WDR6
Product: WD repeat domain 6
Exons: 7
Coding region: 387-3761 (1124 amino acids)
Biological process (GO): tRNA methylation
Cellular component (GO): cytoplasm
Molecular function (GO): protein binding
Source: RefSeq, a predicted model, not a curated record
GCGGUUUGUGAGUGUAAGAGCCACGGGAGAUGCGACAAUGGAACUCCACCACCUCAUGGACCUUCUUUCCUCUCAGUUCAUACAAUGAUCUAUCAAGUAAAUCCCACACCCACCCACAGAUCAGUCCCAUGAUCAUUUUGAUGGCAUAAACUUUGAGUCACGAAAGCUUCUACUGUGAAAACUCUGUUGAUCUUUAAGUUGCUACUGGAUUCAGAUUUUGUCCUAUUAGCGCAGACUAUCGUGGCUUUUUGGUUGAGCUUUUCUGCCCCUUUUCAAACUCAAAAUACAGCUGCAACAUAGAUUUUUACACGAUAAUUAUUCUACUGACUGUUUUGAGCUGAUGCACAUCUGGAGCAUAUCUUACAGUUUCACUUCUUUCUGAAAAGAUGUCACUGUUGCCUUGUGUGAGAGAGGAAGAACGGGCAAGGGGCCUCAUCCCUCAUCCUCCUGCAACAAUGGAAACAGAAUUGCUGUUGACUCCGAUCACUGCUCUGGAGAUUGUAGGAGAUCAUUUGGUAGCAGGUGAAGGACCCAACAUAGCUGUCUACUCUUUGGAGCCUGGAACCAUCCGGUCGCUGAAAUGCUGCAAGCCGGUCCUUCGGAACUAUAACAUCCAUGGUAUCAAAGAGCAACAGAAGCCGACUCCAGGAGUGGGUGGGGCCACCACCCUGGCCAUCUUUGGGGGCAAAGGCCUUGUGAUCGUGGAGUUCAGCCUCCAGGAUAGCACGGUAACGUCAGUUGAGCUCUUUCCUUUUUGCGAGCUGCAUGAUUGGAUCUGGGAUCUGCAAUGGCUGGAAGGCAGUGGUGAGAUUCCCAGCUGUGUGGCACUGGCUCUUGGCCACAACUCUGUGGCUCUGUAUGACUGCGUUGGUCAAAAGAUCCUCCGAGAAGUCCACUGCCAAGAGAAAUGCAUCCUUUACUCUGCCCAUUUGGUUGGCAGUGAGUGGGACAGUGUGGUUCUGGUGGCUGGCACCGUCUUCAAUCAGCUGGUGAUCUGGGGUGUGGCUGACUCUGCAGAUGACGCGGGCAGGAUAAAACCUCGCAGCAGGAUCGGUGGGCAUCAGGGGGUCAUCUUCAGCAUCUGCUACUUGGAAAGCAAAAGCAUCUUGGCCUCGGCUUCGGACGACAGAAGCCUGCGGCUGUGGGGCGUCAGCGACCUCCAAGCACCUCCAGAUCCCGUCCCGUGCUUGCUUGUGUGCUACGGGCACCUGUCCAGGGUGUGGUCAGUCCAGCUGCUGAACAACUACAUCGUCAGCGUAGGAGAAGAUUCAGCUUGCCUUGUGUGGAACUACCAGGGCGAGAUUGUUCAGAGCUUCAAAGGACACAAAGGCCGGGGUCUGCGCGCAGUGGCUGUGCACGAGGCACGGGGCUGUGUCUUCACAGGCGGGGCUGAUUCUGGCAUUAGAUGCUGGCACUUCAAAGGGCUGACAACCGAUGGGAGGAGCCUCUUACAGCUCAAUUUCCUGUCCCCUCAAAGAAAAGGAUCACCCAGAGCAGUGAAACUGGUGGAUGCUCGCCGACUCCUCGUAAUGACCGACGCUGGGGCGGUAUACUCUUAUGACUUGACCUCUAAAGCCUGGGCAUUGAUCCUGGAGGAUUCUGCCUAUCGGUCCUACAGCCUCCUAGAGGUGUCUGAGCUUGCUGGGGGAGGUAUCCUAUGCGCCAUGGGCAGUAUUUCAGGGCAGGUCAAAAUAUUUCCUCUCCUCAACCCUGCGCAAGGCAAAGACCUAAAUCUGUUCGAGGGGAAAGUGCACAGCCUGAGCUGGUCCUCUCGCCCGGGCCAGGAUCUCAGCGCUUGCAGUCUCUUCGCCUCUGGCUCCGGCGGCGUUCUGCUGUGGCUGGAGGUCUCUUGUCACCCACUUGAUGCCUUGACUGUGGUGGUAAAGCAGUGCUUCCUCCUGCCACCUUGCAAGCAGCGAUGGCACACGUGUACCACCUACCUUCCCUCGGGAGAGUUUCUGCUGUGUGGGGACCGCCGGGGCUCUCUGAUGCUGUUUGGGUGCAGGACUCCUUUGGACUUGGAACAAGACAAAACCUCAGGGAGAGGAAACGUAGGUAUCUCAGGUUCAGCAAUGGUCUGUAACGGGCUAGGGCUGGACUUUCCUAUUAGAGGAGAGGCGCCACACGGCAAAGGUCCUGUUUCUCUGAUCUUUGGGCUUCACAGGAAGACCGGCGUAACCUCUGUAGCCUGCCAUGGUGGCUUCAUCUACAGCACAGGUCGUGACGGCUGCUACCGGCAGCUCCAGGUUCUGGGCGAGCAGCUCCAAGUGCUGAGGAAGCAGAAGCCGUGUAAAGGCCUGGAGUGGCUGGAAGGGCUGCAUUUCAGCUCUGAUGGCAGCGUGUGGGUCCUAGGCUUCCACGCUGCCCACUUUGUGCUCUGGCACACCAACACCGGUGAGGCGCUGCUGAGCAUCCCGUGCGGGGGCGGCCAUCGCUCCUGGAGCUACACCCGCCGCCUCUCCGCUGAGACCUUUGCUUACAUCAAAUCCGGGGACGUGGUGGUCUACCAAAGUACAGAGGCGCCCAGAGGGCAGCGGGUCCUCAAAGAAUCUUUGCAUGGGCGAGAGCUGACUUGCGUGUGCCACAUUGGAACGUUGAAAACAUCCAGGCAGGAGGCAGUGAGCAUCUUUGCCACGGGCAGCGAGGACAACGUGGUGAAUAUUGUAGCCUUUGGAGUGCAGUUUCAGGCUUUGACUCAGCUCACAGCUAUCGGUGACCAUAUCUCCAGCGUGAGAGCUCUGGCCAUAGUGGAAAGCUGCACAGUUCAGCAGGAGUCGGGGAGCAUCUCCUCCCUCCUUUUCUCAGCAGGGGGCCGGGCCCAGAUUGAGUGUUACCGUUUACAGCUCAGCCCCGAUCACGGUUCUAGCAGCGGUGUGCUGUGCCAGCUGAUCCACUUGGCAUCCCAUCGGCUGGAUGAGCAAUGGGAUCGCAUGAAGAAUAGGCACAAAUUGAUCAAGAUGGACCCAGAGACCAGGUAUAUGUCGAUUACAGUGUUGGCAGGUCCUGAGGUAGCUGAGCCAUCUGGUCCCUUACUCUUUCUAGCGGCUGCCUGCAGUGAUGGAUCUAUCCGACUCUUCUUGCUGCUUGAGCGUGCCCAGAAACUGUGGCUUGUGGCAGAGUCUUUUCACCAUCAGCGCUGUGUCCUCAAAGUCCAAGUGUUUACAGGCAACACGGCUGACGGAGGAAGAAGACACUUCUUGGUCAGCGCUGCCACUGACGGGUGUCUCGCAUUUUGGGAUAUCACAGCUACCAUUGAUUGUGCCCAAGAGGCUGUAAAAGCAGAAGUCAGAGAGAUUAAACUUCAAGCUCUGGGAACUCUGGUCUUUACCAUCCAGGCUCACAGCUGUGGUGUGAAUAGUCUCCAUGUCCAGGAAACAGCAAGUGGCCAUUUCCUCGUAGCCAGUGGCAGUGACGAUGGCUCCAUCCACAUCUGUGUUAUCGAAGUGAAUGCUGGGAGCAUUGUCAGCCAGCAAACAAUUGGUGGGCAUGGCAUCCAUGUCCUCAGAAAUUUCUCGAGACAUUGUGCUCACGCGGCUCAGGUGACAGGAGUCCGACUGUUACACCCCGACUACCUUCUUUCUGUUUCUGUGGACCAGCGCCUGACCCUGUGGCGCCUUGGUGAGGACAGCCUGUCGUUCGUGUGCAGCAAGUUUUGCCAUGUAGCUGAUGCAGCUGCCUUAGAGUGUUGGAACAGUGAGCAACGCAGCUGGUAUAGUGUGGUAUGUGGGCAGGGCAUGGAAGUUCUCCGGUGCAAGGUGUGAACAAAGCCCUCUUGGACAUUAUGCCAGAUGCAUAAACAAAGCUUUUUGUAUUUGAGAGAGGGGGGACAUGAAGUGAGCAUAGAAUUUCCUUAUUUUGGACUGAUCAAAUUUCUGGAAAAUGAAGACAGCAGAAGCAUUUUAGGAAAUUAGCAACAACCAGUAAUUUUCGUGAUGAAAAGAAGUCUGCUAAGUUCAGACACUGAGGUUUCUGAAUUUUAAGCCCCGUGGUCUUGUCACCAUUAUAGAGAUCGUUUUUCAGAAAUUGCUAUGGAAGGGGGUUCUUCUUGGGCGGGACUGGGAGCCAUCAGCUGCUCCUUAAUUUUAAAAAGCCUGUAGAUUUAGCUUGCCAAAUUGUUGUUUAGUCAUGAUCUUGGAAACAGUGUACUCCACGAUUCUGUGUUCUGCAUAAUUGAGAUCUUUGUACAGAGAACAUUAUUGAUCCUACUGGUGCUCCCUUGUGGGGAAGGAAUGAAAUUCUCCUCUUGUCCCUUAUAGCAACAAUGUAAUGUAAUGUAAUGUAAUGUAAUAUAAUGUAAUGAAACUUAUGCAAUGCAAUGUAAUAUAAUGAAACUUUCCUAUCCACCCCUAUGCUUGUUUGAUAUUUUUCUUCAUGCCUGACUGCUCACUGUUAACUAUUCAAGGUUGGGUACUGUUUAUCUCACAGAAAUGUUACCUUU